Messenger RNA from Staurois parvus, 404 nucleotides. The record is from the annotation of a GenBank genome assembly. Lineage: Eukaryota; Metazoa; Chordata; Amphibia; Anura; Ranidae.
CCGUUGUCCAGCCUGAUGCCCUGAUGCCCGAUGACCCGAUCCAGCCAGAUGACUCAGUGCCCGCUGUCGAGCUUGGUGACCCGGUGCCCGCGGUUCUGCUAGAUGACUCGUUGCCCGCUGUCGUGCCAGAUGACUCGUUGCCCGCUGUCGUGCCAGAUGACUCAUUGCCUGCUGUUUUGCCAGAUGACUCGUUGCCCGCUGUUGAGCUUGGUGACUCGUUGCCCGCUGUUCUGCCAGAUGACUCGGUGUCCGCUGUUCUGCCAGAUGACUUGUUGCCCGCUGAUAAGCUUGAUGACUCGGUGCCCGCUGUCGUGCCAGAUGACUCGGUGCCCGCUGACUUGCCAGAUGGCUCGGUGCCCGCUGACUUGCCUGGUGACUCGGUGCCCGCUGUCGUGCCAGAUGAC